Messenger RNA from Acanthosepion pharaonis, 546 nucleotides. NCBI's taxonomy places the organism in Eukaryota, Metazoa, Mollusca, Cephalopoda, Sepiida, Sepiidae. The record is from the annotation of a GenBank genome assembly.
AUGUAUCGGCCUUUCUAUCAGUGUUUCGGCCAGUGUGUCGGUCUUUCUAUCCGUGUUUCGGCCAGUGUGUCGGUCUUUCUAUCCGUGUUUCGGCCAGUGUGUCGGUCUUUCUAUCCGUGUUUCGGCCAGUGUGUCGGUCUUUCUAUCCGUGAAUCGUCCAGUGUGUCGGUCUUUCUAUCCGUGAAUCGGCCAGUGUGUCGGCAUUUCUAUCCGUCGCCUUUAUUCUCGCUCUCUUUCUUUCUCUUGCUCUCUCUUUCUUUCUCUUGCUCUCUCUUUCUUUCUCUUGCUCUCUCUUUCUUUCUCUUGCUCUCUCUUUCUUUCUCUCGCUCCCCACCUCUCUCUCUCUCUUUCUCUCGCUUUCUCUUUCUCUCUCUCUCUCUUUCUUUCUCUCUCUCUCUUCUCUCUCUCUCUCUCUCUCUUUCUUUCUCUCUCUCUCUCUCUUUCUCUCUCUCUCUCUUUCUUUCUCUCUCUCUCUUUCUUUCUCUCUUUUUUACUUUUUCCCGCUCUAUUUCUCUCUGUUUUCUCUCCCUCUCUCUCAAUGUAUAA